AUGACCAGCGAGUUAAGGAAAGCUGGGAAAAGGCGCCGAUGGGAUAUGAACAGUAACAGCUCCGGCAGCGAGUUGGGUAAAGCUGGAAAAUGGCGCCGCGAGGAAGAUGAAGAAGAGACUAAUAAUACUGGUACUACCAGUGACAGGUUAACCCAUCUUCCAGAACCCAUUAUUUAUCACAUCCUUUCAUUCCUCGACACGAAAGCCGGUGUUCAAACCUCCAUCUUGUCCCGAGCUUGGAGAUCCGCUUGGAAAAAUGUCCCUGUUCUGGAUUUCUGUAGCAAUUCCUUCAGCCAGUAUCCGAGUUUCCGGAGGUAUGUGGACAAAGUUCUGUCCCUCCGUUAUCUUGUUAAUGUCGAAAAGUUGACCUACAUCUCCAAUGAAAGUUCAGAGGAGGAACGAGCUGAUAGUCAAUUUGGCAGGGUUGUCCAAUAUGCCUUGUGCCAUGAUACUCAACAUUUAGCCAUAGGCGAUAGGAUUCGUUUCCAUCGCUAUCUCAGAUUUUCAGAUUUGUUUGGUUCGAUCUUGAAUUGCAAUAUCAGAACCCUAGAACUACGCAGUAUCGCCAUCGAUAGUGGGUUUCGGUCUUUUGGUUUUCGGAGGAUGACCACUUUGAAGUUGGAUUGGUGCAACUUUUCUUUUGAGCAGGUGGAGGACCUUGAUCCAUUCUCGAACUUCCCUUGUCUCCAGAAUUUGUCCUUGACUAAUAGCUCCAACAGGGUUCCCCGUCACUUGCGUGGAGGGGGUUUCAAGGUUUCCGGGCUCCAAUUGCUUAGCCUGAAACUCGAACUUAUGAAAUUUCGCAAGUUUGAAUUAGAUGCUCCCAAACUCAAGCUGUUGCAUAUUUCAGAAAUUGCGGGUUUUUGCUCAGCAUUCUCAGAGUUGAGUCUUCCUUCCCUCGAUCAUGCUGAUAUCCUUUUCUAUCCGGAUUCCAUGGCAAACAAGAAGCAUUUAGUCUCCUUUUUCAAAAGUUUGCAUAAUGCAAUCUGUCUCACCCUGCAUUCCAAAACCAUCCAGGUGCUGAGUGGUCUUGAUGAGUUUCUGGAACAACCAACUGACUUUUCUAGAUUGACUCAUUUGAAUGUGUCGUCAAGUAGCAUACCUUACGAAGUGGUCGAUUGCAUUCUCAAAGGAUCCUCUACCAUAGAACCAAAUGUCCAGUUUGUCUAG
Messenger RNA from Linum trigynum, 1170 nucleotides. Lineage: Eukaryota; Viridiplantae; Streptophyta; Magnoliopsida; Malpighiales; Linaceae. The record is from the annotation of a GenBank genome assembly.